Lasiodiplodia theobromae is the source of this 2388-nucleotide messenger RNA. RefSeq names its product Beta-glucosidase G. Gene Ontology annotation, molecular function: beta-glucosidase activity. NCBI's taxonomy places the organism in Eukaryota, Fungi, Ascomycota, Dothideomycetes, Botryosphaeriales, Botryosphaeriaceae. Gene Ontology annotation, biological process: glucan catabolic process. The record is from RefSeq and is a predicted model, not a curated record. The transcript has 3 exons. Bases 1 to 2388 code for a protein of 795 amino acids.
AUGUUUUUGCUAUCAGCUCCCGUGCUGAUCUACCUGGCGUACCUGCAGCUGUACGCGACGGCUGCAGACACGGCCACAUCGGAUUACCCGUACCUCACGAGCCCAGAUGUCUUUCCAUCUCCAAACGCCACUGGAGCUGGCGGUUGGGAUGAUGCCUUUGACCAAGCCAAUGCCUUCGUCGCGCGUCUCAACCUCACCGAAAAGGCCAUGCUUGUCACCGGUUACCUCGGCGGGCCAUGCGUGGGCAACAUUGCUGCGAUACCCAGGGUAAACUUCCGUGGAAUCUGUCUGCAGGACGGCCCAAAUGCCGUCCGUACGGCCGAUAAGGCUACUGUGUUCCCUGCUGGUCUGACAGUGGCAGCAAGCUGGGACAAAGACAUCUUCUAUCAACGAGGAGUUGCAAUAGGCGAGGAAUUUCGUGGCAAGGGAGCACAUGUCUACCUGGGGCCCGUUGCAGGUCCUUUAGGCCGACAUCCACUGGGAGGCCGCAACUGGGAGGGCUUUUCCCCGGAUCCCUAUCUAACCGGAGUGGCAAUGUCAGGCACCAUCAAAGGAGUUCAACAGACAGGAGUCCAGGCAUGCGCGAAACAUUUCAUCGGCAAUGAGCAGGAAACGAGACGCAGUUCUGAGGACGACGGAUCAGUCGAAGCCUUUUCAGCUAACAUCGACGACAGGACCCUCCAUGAGUUGUAUCUCUGGCCUUUCGCUGAUUCAGUAAAGGCUGGAGUCGCAUCAUUCAUGUGCAGCUACAACCGUCUCAACCAGACAUACGCCUGCGAGAACUCGAAGAUCCUUAAUGGGGUGCUGAAGACCGAACUCGGAUUCCAAGGCCAUGUUAUGUCGGACUGGUUUGCGACGCAUUCCGGCGUCAGAUCCAUUGAAUCGGGCCUGGAUAUGAACAUGCCGGGACCGAUAAAUCAGGCUUCCAUAUACACGGGCGAAUCCUUUUUCGGAGGAAACGUCACGCGUGCCGUGUCGAACGGCAGUCUUCCCGAAUGGCGCGUGGAUGACAUGGUGCGGCGCAUAAUGACUCCCUAUUUUCUCCUGGGUCAAGACUCGGAGGAGUUCCCCAGUGUUGACCCCAGUUCGAUGGGAGUUAUGGCUGCCAUCUAUGGAAGGCUACAAACAGUCAUGGGGAUGAUUGGCGGCAUGCCAGAGGCUCGAGACGUUCGUGGAAACCAUGGAGACCUGGUUCGGAAGUGGGCCGCAGCCAGCACAGUGCUUCUCAAGAACACCAACGAGACUCUUCCACUCAAUUCUCCGAGGAAUCUUGGGGUAUUUGGCAAUGAUGCUCCAGAUGCCACGGAGGGUUCCAUUCCGCCAGAGAACUUUGUCACAGGUACGCUCUCGAUCGGCGGCGGAUCUGGUAGUGGCCGCCUCAGCUCCAUCGUCUCGCCUUUGGAAGCUCUCAAGGCUCGCGCUAAAAAGGACGGCACUUACCUGCAAUAUAUCACGGACAAUUCGAAAUCUGCUGCGAACGACUUCAGCGGAAUCUAUCCCAUACCCGAGGUGUGCCUUGUGUUCUUGAAAACCUGGGCUAAGGAGGGUGAAGACCGCACCACCUUCGAGGCUGACUGGAACUCAACGGCCGUGGUCAAUAACGUCGCCUCCUUCUGCCCCAAAACCGUCGUGGUCACUCAUUCAGGUGGCAUCAACACCAUGCCAUGGGCAGACAACCCAAACGUGACUGCUAUUCUUGCAGCGCACUACCCAGGAGAGCAGAGCGGUAACGCCAUCGUGGACGUUCUCUAUGGAGACGCCAAUCCGUCCGGCAAACUGCCGUAUACCAUCGCUCGCAACGAGUCAGACUACAACACUCCAAUCUUCAAUAUCACUGGCCCGCAGGCCAAUGAGAGCGCAGCCUGGCAAGCCAACUACGAAGAAGGUCUCAUGAUUGACUACCGGCACUUUGAUGCCCAGGAAAUCGAACCUCUUUACGAGUUCGGCUUUGGGCUUAGUUACACCACGUUCGAGAUUAGUGGUGACUUGUCUGUUGCCAAGGUUGUGAACAGCGUUUCUGGUUUCCCUACGGCAGUCUCGGCUGUCAGUCCCGGUGGAAACCCUGAGCUGUUUGCCACAGUCCUCAACGCAAGCACCCAGGUCACCAACACGGGCGACACGCCUGGCGCUGCCGUUGUGCAGCUUUAUGUUUCAUUUCCGGAGGAUAGUGUACCGGAAGGCACGCCAGUAAGAGUGUUGCGCGGAUUUGAGAAGGUGCUGUUGCAGCCGAGCGAGGUGCAGCCGGUCAACUUCAAUCUCACCAGACGGGACCUCAGUGUUUGGGACGUUGAAGCUCAGGAUUGGAAAAUCCUGCCAGGCGAAUAUAACAUUAGGGUUGGGUUCAGCUCGAGGGAUUUGAGGGCCGAUGCGACUGUCAGCCUGCUGUGA